Molecule: messenger RNA, 1209 nt
Organism: Solanum dulcamara
Lineage: Eukaryota; Viridiplantae; Streptophyta; Magnoliopsida; Solanales; Solanaceae
Product: organ-specific protein S2-like
Exons: 2
Coding region: 1-966 (321 amino acids)
Source: RefSeq, a predicted model, not a curated record
AUGAAUUGUACCCCUUUUGAAGACAUGACAUCACGUGUUGCUCUUGUCCUGCUCAUUUCACUUGCUCUGUAUGCAAGCAGCACAGAUGCAAGAAGAGACCCUGGAGAAUAUUGGAGAAUUGUGAUGCAAAAUGAGCCCAUGCCCGUGGCCAUCGAGCGUCUUAUGCCUCGGUAUGACGUUCCUUAUGAGCCAAGGCCAACCGCAACUUCAUAUCAUGAUAAUGAAGCUAGUUUUAAAGAAGAAAAGACUUUUGAAUCAAGGCCAACUGCAACUUCAUACCGUGAUAAUGAAGCUAGUCUUAAAGAAGAAAAGUCUUUUGAACCAAGGCAAAUUGCAACUUCAUACCGUGAUAAUAAAACUAGUCUUAAAGAAGAAUUUUUUUUUGAAACAAGGCCAACUGCAACUUCAUACCGUAAUAAUGAAGUUAGUCUUAAAGAAGAAUUUUUUUUUGAGUCAAGGCCAACUGCAACUUCAUAUCGUCACAAUGAAGCUAGUCUUAAAGAAGAAAAGUCUUUUGAACCAAGACCAACUGCAACUUCAUACCGUAAUAAUGAAGUUAGGCUUAAAGAAGAUUUUUUUUUUGAGUCAAGGCCAACUGCAACUUCAUAUCGUGAUAAUGAAGCCAGUCUAAAAGAGCAAAAAUUUUUUGAACCAAGGCAAAAUGCAACUUUAUAUCCUGAUAAUAAAACUAGUCUUAAAGAAGAAAAAUAUUUUGAACCAAGGCCAACUGCAACUUCAUACCGUGAUAAUGAAGUUAGUCUUAAAGAAGAAAAUUUUUAUGAGUCAAGGCCAACUGCAACUUCAUACCAUGACAAUGAAGCUAGUCUUAAAGAAGAAAAGUCUUUUGAACCAAGACCAACUGCAACUUCAUACCGUGAAAGUGAAGCUAGUCUUAAAGAAGAAAUAUCUUUUGAACCAAGGCCGACUCUAUUUGCUAACUAUCAUGAUGAUGCUGGUCUCAAAUAAGAAAAAUCAUCAUUUGCUAAGAAUUUUGAACCAAGACCAACUGCAAUUUCUUAUCAUAAUAAUGAAGCUAGUCUCAAAGAAGAAAAGUCUUUUCAACAAAUGUCAAAUGUUAUUGUGUAACUGAUUGACAUUGCAGCGGCAUUGGGUGUCAUUUAGUUUUCUUGUAACAUUUGUAAUAUAGUAUUUCUUGAAUUUAAUGUAAUGGUUGUUUCAUUGCGUACAAAUUGUCCCUAUUCUUAGAGA